AUGGCCGAUCCGAAAACAUAUGGCUUUGGCUGUACGAUAAAGGAGUUGCAAGAUUUGAUGCAAUGUAGGGGUAAGAAUGGGCACCUAGUCUUACAACAGAGGUAUGGAAGUGCUCUGGAAUUGUGCAAAAAAUUAAAAACUUCGCCGACUGAAGGGUUGAGCGGUUCAGAGGAGGAUAAAAAAAUCCGAAUAUCGGUAUACGGUUCAAACUUCAUUCCGCCAAAACCAGCCAAAUCUUUUUGGCGGUUGGCUUGGGAGGCCCUUCAGGACGUCACACUCAUCAUCCUCAUCAUCGCUGCAAUCAUAUCGUUAGGGCUGUCCUUCUACCACCCACCACUUAGUGAUGAGGAUCAUCUGGGAUCCGACGAGACGGAAUCAUCGGCCGGUUGGAUUGAAGGGGUGGCGAUCUUGGGGGCCGUCCUGGUGGUCGUGCUGGUCACCGCGUUCAACGACUGGCAGAAGGAGAGGCAGUUCAGAGGGCUGCAGAGCAAAAUCGAACAUGAACACAAAUUUUCGACACUCAGGAAUGGCGAGGUACUGCAGAUUGGUGUGGCUGAUCUUGUCGUCGGUGACGUCUGCCAGGUCAAGUAUGGUGACCUACUCCCUGCCGACGGAAUAAUAAUCCAAAGUAAUGACCUGAAAAUUGACGAGAGUUCGCUGACCGGCGAAUCCGACCACGUAAAAAAGUCCGAAAAUGGCGACCCAAUGUUACUCUCCGGAACGCACGUGAUGGAAGGCAGCGGCAAAAUGUUGAUCGUAGCGGUUGGCGUGAACUCACAAUCAGGGAUCAUAUUCACGUUAUUGGGAGCUACACAAGAAAAGGCUAAAGAAACAACUAAAGACGCUACUGACUCAGCUACAGCUAAGACUAAAGGCGCAACUGGCGCUCCGCUAGCUGAACUCGAAGAUAUAGCUCUCAUCGAUUCUACUCAAGAUAAAAAGAAAACGGAGGAGAGCGACCAAGCCGACAAGCAGUCUCGAGGUAGGAAGGAGAAGUCAGUGCUGCAAGCCAAACUCACAAAGCUAGCCAUUCAAAUUGGAUACAUUGGAACCAUCGUAGCCUUACUAACAGUAAUAAUACUCAUCCUAAACUUCUCAAUUACUACUUUUGUGGUACAAAAAAAACCCUGGAGUAACGAUUACCUCCAACAGUACGUUAAAUUUUUCAUCAUCGGUGUCACCGUUCUCGUCGUGGCAGUCCCUGAAGGCCUGCCUUUGGCCGUUACGCUCGCUUUGGCUUAUUCUGUUAAGAAAAUGAUGUUAGACAACAAUUUGGUGAGGCACCUGGACGCAUGUGAGACCAUGGGCAACGCUACUGCCAUCUGCUCCGACAAAACUGGAACACUGACCACAAACCGGAUGACGGUCGUUCAGAGCUACAUCGGAGAUGUUCACCACAAAAAAAUCCCGAAGUUUACAGAAUUCUCGGCCAACAUCCAGCCACUGAUCAUCGAAUCCAUAGCGAUAAAUAGCGGAUACACAUCGAGAAUUAUGCCGUCCGAGAACAAAAACGAGCUGCCGAAGCAAGUCGGAAACAAAACGGAAUGUGCGCUGUUGGGCUUCCUGGUUGACCUGGAACAAAACUACGAAACAGCCAGGGAGAACAUGCCUGAAGAGAAAAUACACAAGGUCUAUACCUUCAAUUCUGUCAGGAAAUCAAUGAGCACCGUUAUACCGAGAGAGAAUGGGUAUACACUCUUCACUAAGGGUGCCUCUGAGAUCGUCAUGAAGAAAUGCACAUGGAUCUUAGAUGGGCAGGGUCAACCGCGGCCUUUUGGGGUAUCAGAUCAAGAAAAUAUCAUUAAAAGGGUCAUAGAGCCCAUGGCGUCAGAUGGUCUUCGUACCAUUGGGGUGGCCUACAAAAAUUAUGUUUACGGAAGUGGCCAGCCAAACGACGUAGUGAUAUCGAAAGAACCGGAUUGGGAAAACGAGACGGAUAUCGUUUCGAAUCUCACCUGCCUCUUGUUCGUCGGCAUUGAAGAUCCUGUCAGACCUGAGGUCCCAGAAGCAAUAAAGAAGUGCCAGCGAGCCGGAAUCACAGUCCGCAUGGUAACAGGUGACAACAUAAACACAGCUAGAUCCAUCGCGACGAAAUGUGGGAUAAUCAAACCGUCGGAUGAUUUUAUUAUCAUGGAAGGACCGGAUUUUAAUAGUCGGAUUAGACGGACUUUGGAUGAUCCGCCAAGCCAAGAACUAAUCGAUAAAAUUUGGCCGAAACUGCGGGUACUGGCCCGUUCCUCCCCUCAAGACAAGUACACCCUAGUGAAGGGAAUCAUCGACAGUAAGUUGAACCCCAAUCGUGAGGUUGUGGCAGUUACGGGAGACGGUACCAACGAUGGGCCGGCCCUGAAAAAAGCAGACGUCGGAUUUGCUAUGGGCAUAGCCGGCACAGAUGUGGCAAAAGAAGCGUCUGACAUCAUCCUAACUGAUGAUAACUUCACAUCGAUUGUGAAAGCUGUCAUGUGGGGUAGAAACGUUUACGACAGCAUUGCGAAAUUUCUGCAAUUCCAACUCACUGUCAACGUUGUAGCCGUCAUCGCCGCGUUUCUCGGCGCCUGCGUCAUCAAGGACUCGCCCCUCAAAGCCAUCCAAAUGUUGUGGGUCAAUCUAAUUAUGGACACCCUAGCUUCCCUUGCUCUGGCUACGGAACUUCCGAACGAGGAGAUGUUGAACAGGAGACCGUACGGUAGGACAAAGCCACUGAUAUCGAGGACGAUGAUGAAGAACAUCAUUGGACAUGCCGUUUAUCAACUGACUGUCAUUUUCGUGCUCUUGUUUGCUGGCCACAUACUGUUCGACAUUGACGACGGGAAGUGGCAGCCACCAAAUGCGAAGCCAACGCAACACUUCACCAUCAUAUUCAACGCUUUCGUCAUGAUGACGUUGUUUAAUGAGAUCAACGCCAGGAAGAUUCACGGACAGAGAAAUGUUUUUGAGGGUCUCAAUAGGAACCCUGUCUUCAUUUGCAUCUGGAUUGGUACCUUUAUAGCUCAGGUGAUCAUAGUGCAAUUCGGAAGUUAUGCCUUCGCUACUGUUGGUCUGAGUUUGGAGCAGUGGGUGUGGUGCUUGUUUCUGGGCAUCGGAGAACUAGUCUGGGGACAGCUGAUAACAACGAUACCCACUCGUCGACUACCCCGCAAGUUGGCUCUGGGUGCUGCCUCCCCCAAAGAAAUCGAACUUCUGGAACAGUCUGCUUACGAGGAAGGCAUGGAUGACAUGGGUAAGAGAGGGCAAAUAUUGUGGAUUCGUGGUCUUAACAGGCUUCAGCAUCAGAUUCGAGUGGUGAACGUUUUUCAAGAGCAGGCAGUCUCACCAACCACACGCAUACGCCCAUCCAUCUCUACUACAGAAAUGCUACGCUGAAAAUAUAAUUUUUUAAUUAAUUUGAAUUAAAUCAUAUUAAUUAAUUUAUUAGUUAUUUUAAUUAUUAUUUCAAUUAUUUUAUUCAUAUUUUCGUCUCGGCUAUUGAUAUGAUUCUCGUGUUUUUCUUUUCUAUUUUAAGUUUUUUUAAUACUCAGAUUUUAUUUUCUAGUCUUGUCGUUUUGAGUUUGAUGAACUGCUAAUAAUGUUAAUUACUUAAAUAAUAAUAAUAAUAAUAAUAACUAUUAUUAUUUUAUAAUUAAAUAAUUAACGUUUACAAUAUCGAUGAUCAAUGUUUUAUAGAACGUAUUUUAUUACACCGAAAAAUUACCCUCAUUUAAGCAAAAAAGGGCAGUCGAACGCCUAUUUUGGCUUCAAGUCUACACAAUACCGAAACCUAGAUCACCCACAAAUGGGAUAAUGGAGAUGUUUUUAUCUUAAUAAAAAUACAUUUUUUACGAAAAUUUCUCCUAAUUUCUCUUUAAGAGGCCAAAUGAUAGGUAAAUAAGGGCUCAGCUCCAUUUUCACUCUUGGUUGAUUUGCCCUUUUGUUGGCCCUGUAAACCAAAACUAGAUAAACCAUUUGCCCCUUUUUUUAUCUAACUCUUCGUACCUUUUUUUACAGUGAUAAUGGAAUUUAGACAAUUUUAGAUUUUAUCUUCUGAUUUUUUUUGUUUUUUCAACCUUCCUCUGUCAGCCUCCGUUAAAGUUUAUAGCGGGUCAGUGUUAUUUAGGUCAGUUGGUCAGUUGUCUUGGGGACAAUAAUAAUAGUAAUAAUAAUAAUAAUGGCAAUAAUAUAAGAUAAAAAUAAUAAUUAUAUAAGGUAACAAUAAUAAAUUCCAGGGGCCACAAAAAUUUUAAUACUUUUUCAUCGUUUUAAAACCUUCAGUCCCCCAACUGAAAUCAUAUAGGGCAACAAAGCGGUAGAACUAAAUUAUUAUUAUUAUUAUCAUUAAUUAUUUGUUGUUGUUGUUAUUAUUAUUGCUUAUUAUUAUUAUUAUUUUAUUAUUUUGUUUUUACAAAUUGUCUCAUCGUUUUGCCGUUUUUGAAGAUUGAUGCUUAUUCAACUCCUGUAACAUUACCGCAAUAUAUAAUUAAACUAAUAACAAAUAAUAAUAAUCAAUUAUUAUUGU
Helobdella robusta is the source of this 4492-nucleotide messenger RNA. RefSeq lists its product as hypothetical. Lineage: Eukaryota; Metazoa; Annelida; Clitellata; Rhynchobdellida; Glossiphoniidae. Bases 1 to 3363 code for a protein of 1120 amino acids. Gene Ontology annotation, cellular component: intracellular membrane-bounded organelle; membrane. The transcript is spliced from 21 exons. Gene Ontology annotation, molecular function: P-type calcium transporter activity; ATP binding; ATP hydrolysis activity. The record is from RefSeq and is a predicted model, not a curated record. Gene Ontology annotation, biological process: regulation of cytosolic calcium ion concentration; calcium ion transmembrane transport.